AUGGGCGGAAAAACUUUCGUCGGGCCUGGCGUGGGAUUUGGCGCCGGCGCGGGCUGCGGCUUCGGCAUCGGCUGGGGGUUCGGCGGCGGCCCCAUCGGCUUUGGAGGCCUGGGCGUAGGUGGUGGCUGCGGCGUUGGCCUUGGCCUCGGCUGGGGAUUCGGCGCCGCAUGGGGCAGCAGCUACCGCAUUGGGGAUCCCGAGUUUGGGGACCCCGGGUCAGCCCCGACCAAGCCGCGCUGGUUCUCCCAGCUGCAGCAGCAGCUGCGCAUCGCCAAGUUUGAGGCGUCGCACCACGAGCCCCGCUGA
This is a messenger RNA of Monoraphidium neglectum, 306 nucleotides long. RefSeq lists its product as hypothetical. The record is from RefSeq and is a predicted model, not a curated record. The coding region runs from base 1 to 306 and encodes 101 amino acids. Lineage: Eukaryota; Viridiplantae; Chlorophyta; Chlorophyceae; Sphaeropleales; Selenastraceae. The transcript has 4 exons.